This is a messenger RNA of Fusarium pseudograminearum CS3096, 135 nucleotides long. RefSeq lists its product as uncharacterized. The transcript has 3 exons. The record is from RefSeq and is a predicted model, not a curated record. Bases 1 to 135 code for a protein of 44 amino acids. NCBI's taxonomy places the organism in Eukaryota, Fungi, Ascomycota, Sordariomycetes, Hypocreales, Nectriaceae.
AUGUCCAUGGGACUGUAUGUAUAUGGCUCAGAACAACCCUUCAAAGAUUUAAAGAGUAGCUUCGUUGCCUAUCUUAAGCUUCUUGCAGGCGGCACUGCCAACUAUCAUUACUUAUACAAAGUUGGUAGCGCAUAA